Messenger RNA from Danio aesculapii, 1114 nucleotides. RefSeq lists its product as uncharacterized. NCBI's taxonomy places the organism in Eukaryota, Metazoa, Chordata, Actinopteri, Cypriniformes, Danionidae. The record is from RefSeq and is a predicted model, not a curated record. The coding region runs from base 92 to 1111 and encodes 339 amino acids. The transcript is spliced from 6 exons.
UUGGAUUGUCCUCAGUAUGACUUGGUAGCCAGUCCUUCCACUGUGCGGACUUGUUGAAAUUCAUCAUGCCCAUGGGUAAAUAAUAACCAGGAUGGGCUUUUCUGGCAAAGACCUCCCCAUGGAUGGGAAUGAAGACUGGCACUCCCACAAAAUCAGGAAAAACAGAAGUCAGUCCCCUUUUCGGGAUGUUUCACCUGUACCAUCAUAUUUCUCAGAACCGGUAUCAUUCCUGCAACACAGGGAUGUACUUGCCAGCCUUCCCCGUCUCCCACGUGUAAGGAAGCCACAUAGGGACGAAGAAGAUGAUGAUGAUGCUCGGAGUCACAAGAGUUUACCAGCAGUGUUUGAAUCAUUAACCCUUCAACCCAGACACAAUAGGUCACGCAGACCUUCAAAAAAUAACAUCAUGUCUGGUUUACCCCCUCUCAUAAGCAACAGGUGCAAUUUGAUUGUAAAAGGAACUGGGUGCAAAACUGUCCCCAAACUUCCACCUAUUACCAAAUCCAGGAAUACUUGGAAGGAAACAAACCACUCAACAUACAGGCCUGACAAAAUGGAAUUCAAUUCAGCUACACCUGCCCAUGCACUGGUGCAUCCAAAAAUUGUACCUGUCGGGCAGACAUCUCUGUCUGUCAAGGCCCACAGUGUUCAGAAAAAUAAGCCCUGCUUGCUUCCUGCCUCUGGAGUGUCCCCGAGAUCUCGACUCACUUUCCAGAGUCCUAUAGUGCAGGCAGUGUACCCUAUCAGUCCUGACACCAUGCAACAGAUGAGGCAGACUGACAGAGCAUGCCAGCCCCUGAGGUCUGUGCUGAAAAAAUCACCAAACCCACUGGCAGCCCACCUACUGGAGCCAUUUUCUGGUUUUCAGGAGCAUCUGUGUCGGCAGAUCCUACAUUCUCCACUGCCUUAUUGUGCAGCUCUGCCACACAUCCACAUUCCGUGUCACCAGGUGGAUCAGUUGCCUGCACAUAGGGACCCAUACGGUUCCCUGAUGGAGCGCACUGUGGAACUCUGCAACUCCCAAGGACACUGGCUUCCCAAAAUCACCAUGACCUGCCCAACACCUUCUCCAAAACAUCUGUGUCGCACAGAAAUGAGAUACAUUGCUUGAAAA